Messenger RNA from Cataglyphis hispanica, 1796 nucleotides. Its product is annotated as L-lactate dehydrogenase B chain-like. Gene Ontology annotation, molecular function: oxidoreductase activity, acting on the CH-OH group of donors, NAD or NADP as acceptor. The transcript has 7 exons. The record is from RefSeq and is a predicted model, not a curated record. Gene Ontology annotation, biological process: carboxylic acid metabolic process. Lineage: Eukaryota; Metazoa; Arthropoda; Insecta; Hymenoptera; Formicidae.
AUGGCUUAAGCAGCUGUUUGGUAAACUAACGGAAACAACUGGAGCAUGGCUGACGAAGAAUCUGACGUUUCUAAAAAGAGUAACGUUUCUAAAAAAGAUGACAAUAAUUUAGGAGAGAAUAAUGUCGAUUGCAAAACGGACGAUGAAAUAACUGAAUACGAUGAAGUUGAUAAAAUGCCGAUCGUAACAACUACGAAGAACGCUUUAAUAACGAGGCAGGUGGGACCAUGUGAUGCAUAUCCGCAUCGCAUCAAAGUUUCGAUUGUAGGUACAAGAAAAGUUGGAAUGGCUUGUGCCAUCGCAAUCUUAAUGAGACGCAUAGCAAGUGAAGUUUGUCUGAUUGAUCAAAAUCAGGAUAAAGCUUCUGCCGAAGCCGAAGAUAUUCAGCACGCUGGUGUCUUUCUAGGAUGUCCAUUGGUGAUUGGCACAUCAGAUGUCUACAAAGUGAAGGAUUCAACUAUAGUGAUAAUCGCAGUUUGCGAAAAAAAGCCUGGCGAGGAGCUGAAUGUAAAGCACAAUGUCGAAGUGUAUAAGAAGAUCAUCCCUACUAUUGCAAAGUUAGCCUGUAAGGCGGUCUUACUCGUCGUAACUCAACCGAUUGACGUGAUGUCAUACAUCACUUGGAAGUUAUCCAAAUUUCCUUCAAGCAGAGUACUUGGCACGGGAACUUUGCUUGACACUUCUAGAUUUCAAGAUUUACUAAGUCAGAAGUUGGGACUAGCGCGCUCGUCGAUUAGUUGUAUGAAUAUCGGCGCGCAGGGUGACACGUCUGUUUCCAUAUGGUCGAGCAUUCAUGUAGCGGGUACGAAGGUACGCGACAUAAACCCAAGAAUGGGCGAAGCGGAUGAUCCCGAGAAGUGGCGUGACAUAUCCGAGGCUGUAAAUAAAACCGAAGACGAACUUGAUCGGAAGAAGGGCGAGAAAGGGCCGAGUUGCUGGGCUCACGGCUUCUGUACCGCUGAGAUCGUCGACGCCAUUGUCAGAAAUACUAAAGUAGUAUUGCCAGCAUCGACAUACAUACACAGUUGCUCCCACGGGACCGACAAAGAUGUGUAUAUGUCGGUUCCCUGUGUUCUCGGCCGAGAAGGUGUAUGUGCCACGGUACGACAGAAGCUGAACGAUCAAGAAAAGGCAGCGGUUCAACGGUGCGCCGAUGGCAUUCGCAAUGUAUUGCGCGAAUGCGGCAUCCUUCGCGAAUCGAUGACCGAUAUUGAAUAGACGAGGAGGCGAGAAGGAGAGAAGGAUGAGGAACGGAUACCCGUGACGGAAAUUGUGCGCGAGAGGAAGGAAGAGAAAGAGAGCGCGCGUUUUAGAAUGCAUCUUCAUCAAUAAAGACGAUGCUGUACCUGGCGACCGGUUUCCGCGUACGUACGAUUCGAUCGCAGUAAUAAACGAUAUAUAAAUUCGACUUCCUGGAAAAUUAAACCAGUCGCGUUCUUCUAAGAUUACUCCGCGAGCUGCUACAUGCACAGCUCCCGCUACAAUGUUUCGUGCGAAGCUUAUUAUCGUUUCCUUUUUGCUCGAUCGAAUUUUGAUUUACGAAGCCGAACGAUGUACGGCGGGAAGGUGAAAGGGCGGAUGAAAAUGCAUUCUCCGUUGCACGCAAAGCGAGUGUAUGGCUGAGUUGCGGCUCUAAAGAAGAUUGGAUAAUUUAAACUAUAAUCUUUUUCUACAUUAGAGAGAAAGAGAACUUUAUGUUUCUUCGUCGUAAGAUCGUUGCGUCUCAUAUAUGUACGUUUCAUACGGACGUUUCUGACGUCUUAAAUUUGUAUAAAAUUUAUUUAAAUAUUUUAGCU